Molecule: messenger RNA, 735 nt
Organism: Sclerotinia sclerotiorum 1980 UF-70
Lineage: Eukaryota; Fungi; Ascomycota; Leotiomycetes; Helotiales; Sclerotiniaceae
Exons: 3
Coding region: 1-735 (244 amino acids)
Biological process (GO): GPI anchor biosynthetic process
Cellular component (GO): endoplasmic reticulum membrane
Molecular function (GO): alpha-1,2-mannosyltransferase activity
Source: RefSeq, a predicted model, not a curated record
AUGUCAAAUCCAACUUUCACCUCUCCUCCAACAGAGGUAACAAUCCCUUCACCUCAACCCACAAACCACAAACUCGACAUUCACUCCAAAAAUCCAGAUAUUGAAGAAAAUGGACUACACAAAUUAGUCAAUGAACAAACUGCAAAAGAUAUAUGGACUUUCCUUCUUGUUUUUAGAGUUUUCAAUUCUUUUCUGGUCAAAACUUUCUUUCAACCAGAUGAAUAUUUUCAAUCUUUAGAACCUGCAUGGCAAAUUGUUUUUGGCUUGGAUAGUGGUGCUUGGCUUACGUGGGAAUGGCAUUAUCAAUUAAGAUCUUCAUUACAUCCAGCUCUCUUUGCAGCUGCAUAUUAUCUAGUAGAUAAACCUAUGGAAUUUGUGAAUUUCUUUCCUCAAUUUCGAGCAGAAGUCUUAGCUGUAUUACCAAACAUUAUUCAAGCUAUUUUUGCUGCAGCUUGUGAUUAUUAUACUUGGAAAAUGGCUGAAAAGAUGUAUGGAUUAGGUAGUAGAACUGGUUAUUUUACUUUACUUAUGAGUGUAUUCAGUCCUUGGAAUUGGUUUUGUUCAACAAGAACUUUUUCAAAUUCUUUGGAAACGAGUUUAACAAUUACUGCUUUGUAUUAUUGGCCUUGGGAUUUGGCAAUUAAUUCUGGAGAAAAGAUUAAAGAGGAGACGAAAGAAUCAACAAGGUCUGUGUCUGAAGGUGUUUUCAGGACAGCGAAAUCCAUUAACCAGUAA